Messenger RNA from Tarenaya hassleriana, 815 nucleotides. RefSeq lists its product as uncharacterized. NCBI's taxonomy places the organism in Eukaryota, Viridiplantae, Streptophyta, Magnoliopsida, Brassicales, Cleomaceae. The transcript is spliced from 2 exons. The record is from RefSeq and is a predicted model, not a curated record. The coding region runs from base 168 to 668 and encodes 166 amino acids.
AGCAUGAUAUAUACAUCUGAUGUAUGACAUUGACUACUGUUAGGGACUCUUUUGCCGUAUCGGCGGCACAGGUGUAAUGAUGGCUCACGGCAAGCAAGCAACAAGUGUUGUGUUGUUGAACUGACAAAACUAACAUCGCUAUAUAUAUAUAUUAUAUUAUAUUAUAUAUGUAUAUACCAUGCACAUAUAUAUAUAUAUAUAUUAUAGAGUUGUAUUUGUUUAACAAAAACAAAGGAACGGACAUGGCAGGGAGAAUCAGUUGCUGUCUGAAUCUUCCCCUUCCAAACACCAACUCUUCACAGUUAUCCAAACCCUUCUUUUGGAGGAGAACAGAGGAAGAGAUCAAGCCACGGAAGAAGACCUCUGAUUGUUGUCUCGUGGGCUUCGCCGCCUUCGUUAUGAUCUCUGCUACGCCGUUAAGCCACGUGACGGCGGCUUCUGCGUCGGAGACGGCGGUCGUGGGAUCACCGGUGACGGCGACGAGGUGGAGCGAGAAGAGGGCAUGCCCUCCUUGGCUCCAGAACUCACUAGAGACCAUCGUGCCGGAGAAUCUUCCCCGGCCGUCGACUCGCCGGCGUUGGGAGUCCGUCGGGGCGCACGUAUCCCACGCGCCGCGGGUGGGUGCGUUUGUUACACGCGCCAACAAGGCUGAUUGUUUCUCCAUGUAAAUUUUGAGGGGGGGGGAAUCAAGCCAAUAUAUAUAGUUGUUUACUGUAUAAUUUAGGGAUAUACAUCUUAACCACACUGUAAUUAUCAGAAGAAAAAAAAAUUGUGAAACCAAUUACUGUAAUAAAAUAAAUUAGUUAAAAGUGAAA